This is a messenger RNA of Mangifera indica (mango), 1150 nucleotides long. RefSeq names its product transcription factor MYB117-like. The record is from RefSeq and is a predicted model, not a curated record. Bases 170 to 1072 code for a protein of 300 amino acids. The transcript is spliced from 2 exons. Gene Ontology annotation, molecular function: DNA-binding transcription factor activity, RNA polymerase II-specific; RNA polymerase II cis-regulatory region sequence-specific DNA binding. Gene Ontology annotation, cellular component: nucleus. Gene Ontology annotation, biological process: regulation of DNA-templated transcription. Lineage: Eukaryota; Viridiplantae; Streptophyta; Magnoliopsida; Sapindales; Anacardiaceae.
CCACAACCCUAAACCAACCCCACUUUCUUAUUCUGGUGGUGCUCAUUUUCUUCUUCUUCUUCUUCUUCUAUAUAUCUCUUCUUAGGGACUACUUCUCCUUUUGUGUUAAUUACUUGAUGACAAAUAAUUCACUGCUGCUCAGCUAGCUGCGCUGGUUGUUUCAAUCUCCAUGGACGAUUCUGGAGCUGCUUCUGGUGAUGAUGCCACCAAGACUUGCCCUAGAGGCCACUGGAGACCCGCUGAAGAUGAAAAACUCCGCCAACUUGUUGAACAAUACGGUGCUCAAAACUGGAAUUCUAUUGCUGAGAAGCUCCAAGGAAGAUCAGGGAAGAGUUGUAGAUUAAGGUGGUUUAAUCAGCUUGACCCCAGAAUCAACAGAAGACCAUUUACAGAAGAGGAAGAAGAAAGACUUCUAGCUGCUCAUCGAAUUCAUGGAAACAAAUGGGCAUUAAUCGCCAGAUUAUUUCCAGGAAGAACCGAUAAUGCUGUGAAGAAUCACUGGCAUGUUAUAAUGGCAAGAAAGCAAAGAGAACAAUCAAAGCUAUGCGGAAAGAGAACUUAUUCAGAAAGUCUUAGCAGCUCCAACGAUAUCAAUUUCGAUCAUUUUAGCAAUAAUCAUAUUUCAAGAAAAUUAAGACCCCAGGACAUGUUUAUUAGCUCAAGAAAUAUCGGGUUUGCAGCCUCACCUGCUGUUUCUCAGCUUUCUUGGACUUUCGCCCCGCCAAUGGUUGCAACUUCAAACAGUAAUAUUUCAUCUUCAGCAGUGGAGUUUAAAAAAAAAGAAGGAAGAGAUUAUUUAACUUCUACUUCUAAUUACUAUUCAAGUUCUUCAGUUCGUAGUUCUAGUUCUAUAAUUGGAUUCACAAACAACAGGAGAAUCGUUAGUCCAUUUGGUUCUUUUAGUGUUGGUGAUCAUCUUGAUUAUGAAAGCCAUGGGAAAAAGAAGGAGCUCAUUAAAUUUUCAGAUAACUCCAUGAGAGUGAGUGCAGUUCAGCAAGCUCAAGGAGACGAAUCUAUUCAUCACAAGACUGUUCCUUUCAUAGAUUUUCUCGGUGUGGGUAUCCCUUCUUGAUCACAAAAACAUCCAUCGUUUUAUUUAACUAAUUUCUCUCAUAUAAAUUAAUAUUAAAGUAGUUUCAUUUAGCUUCAA